AUCAUUACCAUCAGAAUUCUUCGUGAUAGAGAUGAUAAACCUAAAGGUUUUGGAUAUGUUGAAUUUGAGGACGUAGAGUCAUUGACAAAAGCAUUGCAGCUAAGCGGAGAGUCGCUUGGAAAUCGGCCAAUCAGAGUUAGCGUGGCUGAACCACCAGCUCGUGAUCGUGAACAACGCGAAGAUCGGACAGCUGGUGAAUGGCGACGAAUAAUUCCAAGGGAAUCAACUGUUCCAUCUCCGAGGAGUGAUCGCUUUAAUGAUAAACCCGGUCAUCGAGAAGAUAAAUGGGGUGACCGUGGAUUUCGUGAUCGUGGAGACCGAGUUGAUCGUAAUGAACGCAGUAGCGAAAGAGGAGAUCGUGGUGGAGAGAGAGUAGAUCGUAAAGUCGAUACGGAAUGGAGAGGCGGUGCUUUUAGUAGCAGCAGGUCGAGCAGUUUUCGUGAACGCCGUUCGGAGGAAAGAAUUGGUAAACAUAACAAUUCAAUGAGAAAAUUUGAGACAGGAUCGUUUUCAAAAUCAAAAUCUGAAAACUCAGUUUCUAUCACUACGCGUGCAGCAGCAGCAUCCGAUACCGGCACAUCGUUGCCAACAGCGCGUAAAAAGUUAGAACUAAAACCACGAAGUACAGUCGCUCCUUCAAACGAAACACCUACUCCACGAUCAACCAAACCAAAUCCGUUUGGUGAUGCCAAACCAAUAGAUUCGGACGAAGCGCUCCGACGG
Messenger RNA from Racocetra fulgida, 723 nucleotides. The record is from the annotation of a GenBank genome assembly. NCBI's taxonomy places the organism in Eukaryota, Fungi, Glomeromycota, Glomeromycetes, Diversisporales, Gigasporaceae.